AUGGGCGGUGGAUUAUCAAGGCAAGAGGAGCUGUUUGUGCUUGGCCAAUGGCCUGAGCUCCUAGAAAGUGCCAUGGGCACCGACGAUGAAACGUCAAAGGAAAACGCUGACGGUAGCAAACAUGCAUCAUCAACGUUCCGCAUGUCAUUUUAUGAAUGGCAGGCUCUUAUCUCCCUGCUUGAUAGCGUGGUGCCCUCUGAGGUGCCCUCACGCCUUUGUACGGGCAUCAGUGGUCAGCAGCUCUUGAACCCAAUUGUUGUUGUCAUGGUGCAUGCCUGCUGUUGGGUGGAUGGAAGUGUCAGCGAGCAGAAAUUUACUGAGCGUCUUACUCGUCUUCAGGAGGAUCUGCAGUCACAACAAGACAUUCCGAGGUGGGGGAGACGAUCAAAGGAAGAAGACACGGAGCGAGAACUUGUGAACAAGGCGCUCCGUGUCUUCACAGACAUAUUGGCACAACGGGGAAGAAUACCAACUCCGAGGCGCGGGGAUCGAGUGGGAAUUGCGGCUUUUGAAAGUCUUAUCUCGUGGGAUCACUCCAAAAGGCCGGUUGUGGUUCUCGCACAUGCCUUUAUUGUUGGGGCUCUUGCGUGCAUUCAUCCGGAACCGUGCUACGCCGAAUCUGCCAUCCAUUCCUUUCGCAAUCUCCAACAGGCGAUGGAUGAGGCAGUGAGCUCUAUCUGGCGUGGGAAACGGGGUGUGAAAGGUGCCGCUUUUAAAAUUGGUGAGUGGCAAGCUGUGCGACGUCUGGAAACCAUCCUUGUGCGGCGCCAACGGGAGGCCGAUGUGGCUGAUUUUCUUGCGGUAGAGGAUCGCUGGUGGCUCCCAUCGAACACGAUGGUGCCGCAUGCAUCGUCCAAGGCGAGCUUAGAGGAACGUUGGGAGGCGGUGUCGUCGCAUUACAUUGGUCAGCAGCACGUAUGGGCAGCUUUGAAGACACACUUCUUAAGUUCUGACGUUUUCAACGCCGAAAAACCGACGGUGAUCGUUCUCUUUGGUCCAUCCGGGUUUGGCAAGUCCGAGCUGGCACGUCGUCUUGCGUGUGUGAUUCACGGCGUUGAGGUUGGUGAGUUGGAGACGAGUGGCAAGCUGGUUUACAUACACCUCCCAUCAUUUUGCACGCGUGACACCAUAUAUUCACUUGUUGACCCACCAGCCGCGCACGUUGGGGAGGGCGUUUUACUUUCGGCGCUUCGUAGGAAUGAUGAUGCCGUUGUUGUGCUUGAUGAAUUUGAAAAGGGCACCGCAGAUGCCAUUCAGAAUCUAUGGCUUUCUGCCUUUCAAAAGAAGGGAACACUCCGCUCGCUGAAGGAAGCUUCACGUUCGAUAUCCACAGAAAAAGUGACAUUUGUUCUCACUUGUAACAUUGCCGCCGAUACCAUUCUGCACCGCACGAAGGAAUACUUGCGGGCCACCGCGGAGGAGCAAGCGGCCAUGCGAAAGGAAUGGACCGAACUCUGUAGAGACGUGUGUCGGAAAACCAUGCAUGAUCCUUUUGUUAAUCGUGUUGAUUACUUUUUUCCCUUUGUGCCAUACACGGAGGAAGAGAAGAGGCGAUUUAUUCAUCUGCAACUUCGUCGGGUGUUACUGGACCAGCGUGCGAAGGAUCGACGUAUUUAUGUUACACCCCGAAUGGUAAAAGCCCUCGCAAGGAAACUGCAGACAUUUCAUGCUUCAACGAUAGAGUGUGUGGUGCGUCCGUUGCUUGUGGAGGCGGUGCAGAAGGGGUGGGACACCGUUGUGUUAACAGUGGUGGAACUCGUCAGCGGCACGGAGUUUGUUGCACUUCCUGCGGUGGAUAAGUCAGAUGGGGUUACAACGUGGAACUCUCUUCCUGGAGCCAAGCGUGCAUUGGAGGUGUGUGAGCUGCCCUAUGGUGCGACUGGAGCUUUGCCCCCGGUAGAGAAGAGACGAACCGACAUAGUGCCCGGCGGCAAUAGUGGAGGAGGAGGCGGAGGUGAGGGUAGUAAAAGUAACAUUGGAUCGUUGCAGGCAACUGUUGAUAGGGCUGCCCAACCCACCUUUCGGGAAUCCAAUUUGGUGCCGGACACAAGGGUGGGAGUCGACAGGAAGUACGCCUUGCGCUUGGAAACCGUUGUUGAGAAGGAGCUUCAAGUGGAGUUGAAUCGUGUGAAGGAGCUUCUGGUGAUGAAAGAAAAGGAAAUUGCAUACUUGAAGGAAAAGGUCUUUCAGCUGGAGAAGCUUCUGGCCUUUUUCCUAGCCACCACGCUUAUGUGCCUGUUAUUUCUCUCAUUUCUUGUUGGUAUGAAAAUUGUUUUUGUGAUGGGAAUCGUGAUUUUUGUGGGACUUUGGCUUCUCGUUGAAAUGCCGCUGCAGUUAUUGAUGGGAGCGAUUCGUGUUUUGUAUGGCGUUCUUGGCCCUGUUGGCUCCGUCAUUGCGGUGUUGGUGGCAUCCUUGUGGGGAUCACAAGCACUGAGACACGCUGUGGUCUGUUGA
Messenger RNA from Trypanosoma cruzi, 2454 nucleotides. RefSeq lists its product as uncharacterized. The transcript has a single exon. The coding region runs from base 1 to 2454 and encodes 817 amino acids. Gene Ontology annotation, biological process: cellular response to heat. The record is from RefSeq and is a predicted model, not a curated record. Gene Ontology annotation, cellular component: cytoplasm. Gene Ontology annotation, molecular function: ATP hydrolysis activity; ATP binding. Lineage: Eukaryota; Euglenozoa; Kinetoplastea; Trypanosomatida; Trypanosomatidae.